Messenger RNA from Trichobilharzia szidati, 561 nucleotides. Lineage: Eukaryota; Metazoa; Platyhelminthes; Trematoda; Strigeidida; Schistosomatidae. The record is from the annotation of a GenBank genome assembly.
UUACAAUAUAAACAAACCACUUAUGUUUUUGUACUUUGAAUAUUAUUAUUCAUGUUCAAAGUAUUCGGAGCGUACAAAUAAGUCUGAGCAUACCUUAUAUAAAGGCAUCUUUUAACAGAUCACGUAUUCAUCAAAACCCUCGAAAGACAAAAAGCGCGCUCACUGUUCAAUAAUGAAUCGCUACAUUUUUCUAAGUCUUGUUUUACUAGAAGUUUUCAUGAUUCACUCAGCUUUCACGACACCAUUGAAGGAAGAUGAAACUUGUAAUGAAUGCAAAACCUCAGUAGACUUUUUAAGAAAAAUACUCGGAUGGGAGACUGUUACUAGCCUCAUUGAAGCACAAAUUAGUUUGUUAUGUACAUCUACUGGAGUAAGCGCUGAAAAUUGCGAUGAGACAGUAGACAAUUUCUUACGAAGUGAAGUAUCUUAUGUUGAAAAAACUUCAUCAGAAGCUAUUUGUAAGGCCUAUGGAUUCUGCCAAAAAGUGUAGAGACAACACGUUUGAUCCGAUGUGUCAAUGUCUAUAUAUAUUAUAUAAUAAAUAAAGUUGAUAUUUUUAAA